AUAUUUUUUUUAUAUGCUUGGCUCUCUGACCAUAUUAUCUUUGUGGUAUGCUUUUGAUUGGAUUUAUUAUUAGGAGAUAACUAAUACAUUGUUGCAACCAAUACAAUGUAAUUAAUUGUAUAAUAGGUAUGCACUGAAUCGGAUAUUGAUUUUUUAUGUCUAUUUUACUUUGCAUUAAUUCUUUUGUAACCAAACACAGCCUAGAGGUUAUUUAAACUUGGUCAGACAAAUUUCAUAACAGAAAAGAUUUAGUUGUCGGCAAGAAAAUGAUUGUGUUUUACGCAGUAAUUUUGUGGCUUACGAGAGUCGUUUGUGCUUAUCAUGAUUACGUGAAUAAUACAUUGGAACCUGCUGCACGCCAAUUGCUAGAUUUUAAACUGGAGCAAGCCAAACCUAUUGGAAUUUUAACCACAAUGGCUGGAAAACCAGUGGAUAUAAGAGAGACAACUACUUUGAAUAAUGAUGCUCCCACCUCAAAUGAAUAUUUUUUGGACGAUGUAAUGCAUACCACUGCCGAGAGAAUACCCGAAAGAGCAGUACAUGCUAAAGGAACAGGCGCAUUUGGUUAUUUUGAAGUAACUCAUGAUGUAUCUAAAUAUACAAAAGCAGAUGUCUUUAACGGUAUUGGUAAAAAAACUCCUGUUGCCGUUCGAUUGUCGACCGGGACAGCGAGUAAAGGAGGAAACGAUAUUGCCAGAGAGGUAAAAGGUUUCACCAUAAAAUUUUAUACAAAUGAAGGAAAUUUGGAUUUUUUAGGAUUGAAUAUUCCAAUUUAUUUCUACACAGAUCCUUCAUUAUUUAGUCCACUUCUUCAUGUUUUAAAAAAAAAUCCACGUACAAAUUUAAAUGAUAUAACAGCAUUAUGGGAUCUCGUAACAUUGAAACCCAUUCUUUUACAUGGAUUAUUUUGGCGCUACUCAGACUAUGGAUCUCCAAAUGGAUACAGGAAGAUGGAUGGAUUUCCAAUACAUACAUAUGAAUUGAAUAACAAGCAUGGAGACAGAUAUUUUGCUAAAUUCAAUUUUAGGACUGAACAAGGUUUGGAAAAUCUGACAACAGCCGAAGUAGCAGCAAUAACUAGUCAAGAUCUCGACUACGCUACAAGAGAUCUGUACAAUAAUAUUGCCUUAAAAAAUUAUCCAUCGUGGCGAAUAGAAAUGGACGUUAUGACAUCACAUGAUAUUACCAAUGUUGAUUACAAUCCCUUUGAUGUGACGAGAUUAUGGAAAAAUGGCACUUAUCACACAGUACAAAUAGGUCGGUUAGUACUUGACAGGAACCCUGAUAACUUUUUUGAAGCUGUAGAAUUAAGUGCAUAUAAUCCUGGCAGUUUAGUUCCUGGCAUUAACAGUCCUCCAGAUGCAAUUUUCAAAAGUAGAAGACUAAUAUACAGGGAUACACAAAAUUAUCGGUUAGGCAUUAACCAUAACAGAAUCAAUGUAAACGCACCGAAAUAUCUUAAGACAUAUAACCGUGAUGGAGUACCACCAGUGAACGAUAAUAUGAAAGACGUACCGAAUUAUUAUCCAAAUUCAUUCAGUGGUCCUGUGCCUUUUGUUGACGAGUCCCGUCCUAACGAACGAAUCAUUGUAUUUGAAAGUAAUGCAGUUGAUUUGGAGUCUCCUUCUAAUUUCUAUAAAUACAUUUUGAGUGAUGAAGGUCAUAAACAAAGAUUUAUUGAUAACAUUGUCUCGUCACUUAUCCCGGUGGUUCCGGAAGUUCGAGAAAAAGCUCUGAAACUCCUUACGCUUGUAGACUUGGAAUUAGGUAUAAGAGUUCGUGCAGGAGUAACAGCAGCUAGAGCAAGAGUAAGAGAUGAAUCUUUGUUGACAAUUCAUCAUUAGAUAUUACAAAGUUUUCCUACUCCUUAGUGUAUCUAGAAUAUACUAAUAUCAUUCUGUAGGAUAUGCAUGUUAUAAUUCCCCAUUUAUCAGAAUGUUUACCUAUGCUUGUAAACUUGAAAUUAGAUGCAAGUAUUCAUAUAGGUUUAAUUGUAGCAAGCACUGCGGAUUAGGCUAAGAUGACCAUUUAUCUUCAUAUAACCCAAAACCCACAGUAUAAAACAUUUGCCUAUUAAUGCUAAUAUAAAAUACAGAUAUAAGUUUGUAUCUAUCUACCCGUGCGAAACCGGGUUGGACCACUAUUUGUAAAAUAAAAAGAACCUAUCAGACAGUCCCGGAGUUUAUCUAUGUAGUAACUAUACAUUUUUAUAUUCUAUUUUAUGCGGAUAAAGCCGCGGACGAGUCUAAACGGCUGAAGAAAUUUGAAUGGAAUACAGCUAAUAUAAUAAAACGCGUGAGCAAAGUCGCGAACUACAAUUUGUUUAUGAUUUUACUUAAGCACGUAAGAUAAUAUCAUUCAUCAACAGUGUCUUGCAUUAUCCCAUUCAUUAUAAUUCGGCACAGUGUCUUCUUUAUCUAGCCAUCUCAUUAGCCGUCAUACCCAAACUUAAUACUCUUUUAGACAAUCCAUCCACCUUUCCUUUAGUCAUCGCCUUCCUUUACAUUC
Galleria mellonella (greater wax moth) is the source of this 2508-nucleotide messenger RNA. Its product is annotated as catalase-like. The coding region runs from base 267 to 1844 and encodes 525 amino acids. The transcript has 2 exons. The record is from RefSeq and is a predicted model, not a curated record. Lineage: Eukaryota; Metazoa; Arthropoda; Insecta; Lepidoptera; Pyralidae. Gene Ontology annotation, cellular component: cytoplasm; mitochondrion; peroxisome. Gene Ontology annotation, biological process: response to hydrogen peroxide; hydrogen peroxide catabolic process. Gene Ontology annotation, molecular function: catalase activity; heme binding.